Molecule: messenger RNA, 2838 nt
Organism: Equus caballus (horse)
Lineage: Eukaryota; Metazoa; Chordata; Mammalia; Perissodactyla; Equidae
Gene: ACE3
Product: angiotensin-converting enzyme-like protein Ace3
Biological process (GO): proteolysis; regulation of systemic arterial blood pressure by renin-angiotensin; positive regulation of systemic arterial blood pressure
Cellular component (GO): plasma membrane
Molecular function (GO): metallopeptidase activity; peptidyl-dipeptidase activity
Source: RefSeq, a predicted model, not a curated record
CUCACCCAGCUCUGCUGUUCUCUUGGUCAUGGGUACAAGAUGGACUUGCCCUGGACCUUCCCUACUUGUGCUCUUCUAUAUGGGCAUCUUUUGCCAUGGCUAAGGACCGAGGGUGAUCAGAGCUCAGAUGACUUCUACAAUGAGACCAUGGCAAAGAUCUUCCUGCAGUAUUAUGAGAAUACAACCAGGGUUGUGUGGAACCGGUUCAUGGAGGCCUCCUGGAACUAUGUCACCAAUAUCAACCAGCAAAAUCUGGAGGAGAUGCUGCUCAAGGACAUGGAGAGGUCCCAGCACAUGCUGUUCUUUGGCACCCAAGCCCGCCUGUUUAAGAUUGCCAGGUUCCAGGACCCGGUCGUGAAGCAUAUGCUGAGUAAGCUGCAGAACAUAGACAAGGCGGCCCUCCCCAAGGACGAGCUCCAGGAGUACAACAAGCUUCUGGCCUACAUUGAGACGAUGUACAGCACGGCCCAGGUGUGCAUGAAUGAGGGGCCAUGCCUGCCCCUGCAACCUGACAUCGAAGAGGUCAUGGCCACCUCCCGGGACCAGAAGGAGCUACUAUGGGCCUGGCAGGGCUGGCGGGAUGCUGUGGGUCCCCAGGUCCGCAUGACCUUCGAGCGCUAUGUGCAGCUCAGCAACAAGGCUGCAAAGCUCAACGGUUACGAAGACAUGGGGGCCUUGUGGCAGUCCAUGUACGAGUCCGAUACACUGGAGCAAGACCUGGAGCAUCUCUACCAGGAGCUGCAGCCGCUCUACCUCAAUCUGCAUGCCUACGUGCGCCGGGCCCUGCACCGCCACUACGGGCCUGAGCUCAUCGACCUGAGGGGGCCCAUCCCUGCCCAUCUUCUGGGGAACAUGUGGGCUCAAUCCUGGGUCAACAUCUUAGACUUGGUCCUGCCCUUCCCGAAGAAGCCCCUCGAUGACAUCACGAGGAACAUGAAAGUCCAGCACUGGAAGCCCGAGAAAAUGUUCAUAGAGGCUGAAAAUUUCUACACGUCCCUGGGGCUGCUUUCCACUCCACCGGAUUUCUGGAGAAAGUCAAUGAUGGAAAGGCCGGCCGAUGGGAGGGAGGUGGAGUGCCACGCCUCUGCCUGGGACUUCUACAAUGGCCAGGACUUCAGGAUAAAGAAGUGCACCGAGGUGACCAUAGAAGACCUGCUCUCCAUCUUCCACCAGAUGGGCCAUAUCCAGUACUUCCUGCAGUACAAGAACCUCUCUGUGAUCUUCCGUGCAGGCACCAACCCAGCCUUUGAAGAGGCCGUGGGGUUGGUGAUCAUCCUGUCGGUCUUCUCCCACAAACACCUGCUCAAUAAAGGCCUGCUCAGCCACCAGCAUCAGGACUCAGAGGAGGAGGUCAACUUCCUGAUGGGCAUUGCCCUGGACAAGAUUGCCUUCAUCCCCUUCGCUUACCUGAUGGACCUGUCUCGCUGGAAGGUCUUUGAUGGCACCAUCCAGAAGGACGUCUACAACCAGGAGUGGUGGAGCCUCAGGUUGAAGUACCAGGGCCUGUGCCCCCCCACCCCUCGGACAGAGGAAGACUUUGAUCCAGCUGCCAAGUUCCACAUCUCAGCCAGCAUGCCCUAUCUACGGUACUUCCUCAGCCUAGUGCUCCAGUUUCAGUUCCACGAAGCACUGUGCAAGGCCACAGGCCACAUGGGUCUGCUGCACCGGUGUGACAUCUAUAACUCUAAGAUGGCUGGAAAGCUCCUGGAGGAUGUCCUAAAGCUGGGCUCGAGCAAGCCCUGGCCAGAAGUCCUGGAGAAGAUAACUGGGGAGACCAAGGUGCCUGCAAAGGCCAUCAUGACCUACUCCAAGCUCUUGCUGAACUGGCUGGUCACUGAGAAUGUGCAGCAGGGGGAGAUCCUGGGCUGGCCAGACUUCAGCUGUUACUUCGAAGAAAAAGAAACAGACAAGGUGACAUUCCUGAGUCUGGAGCUGGACCCUAACCAGGUCAACUUUGGGCAGUGGGUGUUGCUGGCCCUGAGUUUUGUCAUGUUCCUGGUGGCCCUACUCCUGGCCUGCAGGCUACACUCCCUGGAAAAAAGGUCACCGGCCCAGGACACCAGCGUUCAGGACAUCAGCACACUUGAGAUACCACCCAAAGCCUACUUUCUGGGCAUAGCCAUGGAGCCCCGCCAGGCUGUCAAAACGGUCCUGCUGGGCCUUUGCCUCAUCCUGAUGCUGUGCUCAAUCGGCUUGACCAUUUGGAUUUUCACACAGAACAACAGGAAGCCUCUGUGGAUGAAAGCUGAAUGGUGGAGUUGGGACUAGACACCAGUGUGACUGCCAACCUGCCCACCCAGACACAGGGGCAGCCAGGACAACUCUGCCCCCUCAGGAGGCCACACUUGCAGCCCUCCCAUCUCCUAGCCACAGUGGCCAGUGAGGCCCCCAUCAGGCAUUGUGGCUCUGCGUGGCAAAGGCACACCCAGCCCAGGACUCCAAGUCUUCCUCCUGAACUCCAGCAAAAACCCCACGAGCCUCCUUGGCCAUCCCUCUCCCCCCUUGCCAUUGUAAAGUUUCUUUCACCAGAAUAUUUCCUUCAUAUCUAACUGAUUAAGAACUUGGCUGUCUAUCAAUUAAAUUCAGAUGUUCAAAAUGGCAUGUGAGGGUAUUUAUCAAUUCCCUUUUUGUCCAACCUUACCACUACCAACCCCCAGUUCAGCCCCUCUGCACUGAUUUCACCAUGGGCCUUUGCCUAAGGUGCAUGCCCUAUUCGAAUGCUUGCCCUUCAAGGCCUGGCUCAAAAUUGGUCAUUGAACCCUCCGAAAAGCUCCAAGCCCACUGAGAUGCUCAGUGAACAGUGAUUCCCUUCUCUCCCUCUUCUCCAAGAAGCCUCUU